AUGGGUUUUCUCCACAAGCUCUGGGAUGAAACAUUUGCGGGCCCAACACCCGACACCGGCCUCGGCAAACUCCGCAAGUACGAUUCAUUCUCUCUUGUCAGAUCUCCUCCUCCUCCUCCUCCUCCUCCAAUCAUCACGCCUGACCAAAUCUCUGUAACUCGGAGCAUCAUCAUUCUCCCAACCAAAUCCAAAUUUCGGAACGUUUCUGGUGACUCCAACUCUGUCCCGUCUUCUCCGGCAGGUUCAAGUGCCCCCAUUUCACCUUUUUCACGGACAACUCCUCGUGGUCGUGGGUAUUUCAAGAGAUUGACAAGGACAAAGUCGUCACCCGAAGAAUUCGAAAGCGCUGAGCCCAGAAGUCCGACAGUUUAUGAUUGGUUAUUUGUUUCGUUUUAA
Molecule: messenger RNA, 396 nt
Organism: Cornus florida
Lineage: Eukaryota; Viridiplantae; Streptophyta; Magnoliopsida; Cornales; Cornaceae
Product: dormancy-associated protein homolog 4-like
Exons: 2
Coding region: 1-396 (131 amino acids)
Source: RefSeq, a predicted model, not a curated record